AUGAAACAUUGUGACAUUGCAAUUACUCCAGUUGAACCAAGGUUGCAUUUGGGAAAGAGUGAACAUGAGCAUGAUGUUAAUCCAACUCAGUGCCGGAGGCUGAUUGGAUUCGAACAUUACUUGUGUAAUAUGAGACAUAAUUUGGAUUCUAGUGUCAGAAUUGUGAGAAGAUUCAUGGAGAGACCAAAGGUGUCUCACUUGAAAGCAGUCAAGAGGAUUAUAAGAUACAUCAAAGGUUCUAUUGGCUGCAAAAUUUUAUUUCCUACAACAGACAAGGGCAUAAAGUACAAUUUACUUGGAUAUACCGAUUCCAACUGGUGUGGAGAUAAAGAUGAUAUAAAAUCCACAGUUGGAUACAUCUUUAUGUUUGGAGAAACACCAAUCUUAUGGUGUUCAAAGAAGGAAUCGGUAGUGACACUCUCUUCUCAUGAGGCCAAGUAUAUUGCAACUUCGUUGUAUGUGUCCCAAGCCGCAUGGUUGAUGAAUUUGUUAAAAGAGUUGUAUAGUGAAGAGGGUGAGGUUAUAACGCUCAUGGUUGAUAACAUUCCGCUAUAA
Lathyrus oleraceus (garden pea) is the source of this 555-nucleotide messenger RNA. RefSeq names its product secreted RxLR effector protein 161-like. The record is from RefSeq and is a predicted model, not a curated record. NCBI's taxonomy places the organism in Eukaryota, Viridiplantae, Streptophyta, Magnoliopsida, Fabales, Fabaceae. The coding region runs from base 1 to 555 and encodes 184 amino acids. The transcript has a single exon.